Molecule: messenger RNA, 547 nt
Organism: Austrofundulus limnaeus
Lineage: Eukaryota; Metazoa; Chordata; Actinopteri; Cyprinodontiformes; Rivulidae
Gene: ndufb6
Product: NADH:ubiquinone oxidoreductase subunit B
Exons: 4
Coding region: 92-478 (128 amino acids)
Biological process (GO): mitochondrial ATP synthesis coupled electron transport; mitochondrial electron transport, NADH to ubiquinone
Cellular component (GO): respiratory chain complex I
Source: RefSeq, a predicted model, not a curated record
ACUUCCUGUUUGUGUUAGCUUGCAAAGUGUCCUCGAAGGUGUCAUUGUAGGUCUGUUAAGGUUUGAUAGCCAGGGGGGACAAAAAACAACAAUGUCUGGCUACACACCAGACGAGAAGCUGCGUUAUGACCAGCUGGUCAAACUCCGGCGGAUGUGGCUGAAGGACCAGGAGCUCAGUCCGAGGGAGCCCGUGAUUCCGUACAAACCUCCUGGUCGACUGGAGAAGUUCUGGACAAGCUUUCUGGAGCCCAAGAGCCUGUGGAGGCUUUACACCUACAAAACAUUAAGAGGCGGGGUCUUCAUUGUAAACCGUCUGCUGAUACCUCUCUGGAUUGUUCACUACAUUGUGAAAUAUCACAUUGAUGAAAGGCCCUAUGGCGUUGUGCCGAUGAAAGACAAACUUCUCCCAGGCGACGUCAUUCUUGAGACUGGUGAAGUUGUUCCUGAUCUCCCUGAGACCCAUCAUAAACAUCACUGAAAUGUGAAUAUUUCAUUUGUGUUUCUGUCGUUAAAAAAGUACAAUUAAAUAAAAUUUUACUAAAUCAUU